Messenger RNA from Ramularia collo-cygni, 855 nucleotides. RefSeq lists its product as uncharacterized. The record is from RefSeq and is a predicted model, not a curated record. Gene Ontology annotation, molecular function: protein binding. The coding region runs from base 1 to 855 and encodes 284 amino acids. Lineage: Eukaryota; Fungi; Ascomycota; Dothideomycetes; Mycosphaerellales; Mycosphaerellaceae. The transcript has a single exon.
AUGUCCUUCGCCGUCACUCCACUCAUCGAGGCCGCUACCACUCCAUCCCACCCAUCGCCACCCGCAUUGGAGGUCCCAGAAAUCCUCGAAAACAUUCUCCAGUACCUCCCACAACUAGACAUCAUCACCUCGAAGCGCGUAUGCAAAUUCUUCAACAACCUCAUCAAAAACUCCAUCAAGCUAGAUCGGAAACUCUUCCUGGUCCCGGUUACUUGGGAAGGGCCUGUUCCACAGCCCUGCGAUCCUAGCCACGAGAUCCAGGUCCUCGAGCAAGACAAGCCGUUCGUAGAGCUGAACAACUUCAUGAUUCCGAGAGACAAGAGCCAGGACCGUUCACCCAGCUCUCACCUCCCUACGUUUAAAUUGGAUGUGAUCGUCAACAUCAACGCGAGAAUUGUGCGGGAAUCGAGCGAGAUCUCCACCAUGGUCAUGACUCGUCCUAUCAUCCCUUUCGAAAUGGCUCUUUGGGAUUUUACAACGGCGAGAUGUCGCUGUCUGUGGUACACAUUUAUCAGUGAUGGUGGCGAGGCCUUGAAUUUUGGAGAGCUGGUCAAAUUGCAGGGGAAAGGCAUCGAGCAAGUGAGAAAGGAUUUUCCGGGCGAGUACAAGUUCGAAGGUCCUGUUAUGCCUGAGAAUGUGCUGUGGUUGGGUGUUAUGGGACGUCAGUACCGAUACAAGGUCAAUGGCCAGGAGUGGCUUUGGACAGAUUGUUUGAGUUUGAAAGGGGAGAUGAUGGAUGCCAAUGAAGAUAUGGUAUCGACGCAGAAUACCGGGAAGCACUCUUUCUUUAUGCGCUUGGACGUACACUCGUCCGAAAGAUAUACACAUCCUUCGGUGCAGGGCUGUCGAAGCUAA